Messenger RNA from Danio rerio (zebrafish), 2018 nucleotides. Lineage: Eukaryota; Metazoa; Chordata; Actinopteri; Cypriniformes; Danionidae. The record is from RefSeq and is a predicted model, not a curated record.
UAAAAAUAAUUAUCUGUUCGGUUUCACAGACACACAGUAAAAACCAGAGUGUUUAUAAUUUAAGAGAAACGAAUCUUAUUCCUCUGCCUCUUGAUCAUUUGCCUAUAAAAGGACCCACACUUGUUUAGUGUGGUUAAAGCAGCACGGAGGAAAUAUUUGACUUUUCAUUCUGUACAUACAGAGCAGUUUCUAUUGAAGCAUCUUCAAAAAUGUCUGAGUCGUCCUCGAGUCAGUAUGUGGAUCAGUUCAGCUGUUCAGUGUGUUUGGAUCUGCUGAAGGAGCCGGUGACGAUUCCCUGUGGACACAGUUACUGUAUGAGCUGUAUUACUGACUGCUGGAGCCUGAAGGAGCAGGGGCCGCCGUACCGCUGUCCCCAAUGCAGAGAGAGCUUCAGUCAGAGACCUCUACUGAAGAAGAACACUCUGAUAGCUGAGAUGAUGGAGACGCUGCAGAAGACGGCCCUACAGACGCCUGCUGCUGCUGCUGCUGCUGCUGUGGACUGUGAUGUUUGCACUACAGAGAAGAACAGAGCUGUAAAGUCCUGUCUGCAGUGCUUGGCCUCCUUCUGCCAAACUCACCUGCAGCUUCACUAUGAGUCUCCUGCGUUUAUGAAGCACAAACUAGUGGACGCCUCCAGACACAUUCAGGAGAACAUCUGCCCCAGUCAUGGGAGACCGCUGGAGAUUUACUGUCAGGAUGAUCAUCAGUGUAUUUGUUACCUGUGCAUGGUUGACAGUCAUAAGAACCACAGUGUGGUGUCUGUGGAUUCAGAAUGGACCAAUAAGAAGAAAGAGUUGGAGAAGAUAAAGGUGGAGUGUGUAAAGCUGAUCGAGGAGCGAGAGAAAGGUCAACAGGAACUCAGUAAAGCUGUCAAGCCUUUUAAAAGUUCAGCCCAGAAGGCCAUCAAGAGGAUGGAGAAGGUGUUCACUGAGCUCAUCGGCUCUCUGCAGAAGAAACGCUCUGAGAUUAAAGAGCAGAUCAGAGCUCAGGAGAAGACUGAGACAGAUCGAGCAGAGCAACUUCACCAACAUCUGCAUCAAGAGCUGACACAACUCAGAAAAACACAAGCAGAGAUCCACAAACUGCUCACUACUGAAGACCAGAUCCACUGUCUGAAGAGCUGUGAGUCUGUGUGUGUUUUACCCACAUGUGAAGAUGUUCCCAGCUUCACUCCACACACUCAUCUGUCUUUUAAAGACCUUUCAUUCCCUCUAUUCAGAGAGGCUUUAGAGGACGCCUGUCAACAGCAAACAGAGGCAAUAUCCAGAGAAGUGUCAAACGUUCAUGUAGUAAAUCCUCCAGAACCAAAGACUCCAAAUGAGUUUUUGCAGUAUCAAUGUGAGCCUCAUCUGGAUCCAAACACUGCACACAAACAUCUACUCUUGUCAGAAAACAACAGGAAAGUGUCAUGCUCAGAUAAAGUCCAGCGGUAUCCUGAUCACCCAGAGCGGUUUGAUCCAUGUAAUUAUGUGAUGUGUAAAGAGGGUUUGACUGGUCGCUGUUAUUGGGAGGUCGAGUGCAGUGGGAAUGAAUGGGCUGUUGCUGUUUGCUACAAAGGAAUUGAACGUAAAGGAAUAGGUGACUGUAGAUUUGGCUUCAACAAAAUAUCCUGGAGACUGGGCUAUUUUGGGCAGCAUUUUUGUUUCAUACAUAAUGUAAAACAAGUCUAUAUCCCUCCUGCCUCUAGAAUUGGAGUGUAUCUGGAUCACAGAGCAGGAAUUCUGUCCUUUUACAGCGUCUCUGACACAAUGACCCUCCUUUAUAAAGUCCAGACCACCUUCACUGAACCACUGUACCCUGCAUUUGGGCUUGGAGAAGGUUCUAUCAGGAUCAAAGCAGAGUAGUUUUCUUACAGGCAAGACAUAAAUAGCACACAUUUCCUGAACGUGCUCCACUAGGGAUGUUCUUCUUUUUUCCCCUUCAUGAAACUGAUUCCAAUACCUGAGCUCAAGGUAUCGGCCGAUACCUGAGUGUUCAUUCAUCCAUUUUCCAUCAGCUUAGUCCCUUGUUUAUUAGGG